AUGAGUGAGGGACAAAUUCCAAGCUCAGAUGUGUUAGGCUCGCAAUUGGGUGUUGGUGUACAAGGCGCCAGUCUUUACUGUCCGCAAGAAAAUUACACUACGAAGAAGCAAGAAAAGCCACAAUGGCUAAGACCAGUAGAUGAUACAUUGGCCGAGGAUGCACUAGACCUUCAUAUAGUGGUCAAAAGUCUGCUUUGUGAUACUGCCAUAAGAUAUAUUUCCGACGACAAGGUUUUGCAAGAAUCAGAUGCCGACGAUGAUCUCAUAACUAGCGAUAUUGAUGAAGAUACGGACAAUCAGGGGGAUACAUCUAUAGUGGUCAAUCCAGUGAUACCCGUGGUACCGAAAGAUGUCCAUUUUUUUAAGAAAGUUGACGUUGGUAAUGAUUCUAUGUUUGGUGUGAACUGCGAUACGCCAGUUUCAUUUCAAGAUUACAUUCCUUCAGAUUUGCUGCGCAACUUAGAUGAUACAUUACAAGAAAGUACUAACUCUUCGAGGCCGAUGCAAGACGCCUUCUUUUGGGAUCCUACUGUGGCUAAUCGACUGGACUCUCAAUAUAUUCAGACAGCAUCAGAUUUAAGAAAUUAUAGAGACGGAACCGAAAUCAUAGCAUAUGCCUCGGGUAAAACAGGCUCAGUCCUAAAUAUAGCAGUUCUGACACGACAAAAUACAUUGCAUUUAAACCGACAUAACAAUGUAACGAGUAUCGAAUUGCAUUCACCUAUCAAGAGUAUUAAGAUACCGGGGGCCUCUGAGUCCAUCGGGCGGAGAUCAAACCUGGUGGGCAUAAUCACCGAAAAUUCUUUCCAAAUCUUUAGAAUUGAAAGUGUCCACUCAAGAUCAUGUGAUGUCAUGGUUAGUAGUUCAGAACCACUGUAUUUUGUUGAAAUAGACGACCUUCAGGUGGUAGAUUUUGCAUUCAAUCCUUGGGACUUACAACAAUUCGCAAUCAUUGAUAUAAAAGGUAACUGGAGUAUCGGGAGGAUACCAAAGAAUUUCAAUAAUAAUAACAAAAGGAAACUACAGUUAAUAGAUAACCUCCACGGUACGAUUUUUGAUCCAGAAGAAUUAUCGUCAUGGAAAAGAAUAGAAUGGUUUUCACACUUCCAAAAAAUACUGGUCUUUGAUAGGUCCAAAAUGAUUGAGAUCGACUUUAUGAACAAUUGGCAAACGGAAGUAGUACAAGCGAAAGCAUGGUCAAACAUACGUGAUUAUAAGCGGAUAGAUGAUAAAAAUGGUAUUUUACUCACUUCAAGGGAAAUAAUCAUCGUAGGGGCAUCAGAAUCAAAUGAUCCAGUGAGAAGAAUAUCUUGGAAACACGAUCUGGAUCCAGAUGAUACUACGCUCAGAAUCACUGUACAAAAGGUUAAAAAGCCUGACCAUAUUCUUCUGGUGGCCUUUGUAUAUUCGAUGCGGCAUAAACGCAUCUAUAUGCAUGUAUUUUCCCAUAGGAAAGCAAACUUGUUUCAAUCCUUAGGAUGCUCAACAGUUCUUGAAAUUCCGGGUGGGACCCCCACCGGUAUAGAGACAAUCUUAACACUGGAUCAUAUAGACGAUGAAUCUCGGAGAGAGGAGGAUGCAGAUGAAAAUUUUGAGUUAGUUGUAGAUUUUUUAGUCAAACUAAGGAACUCAUCCGAGGUUUAUUACUAUGCUUUAUCAAACACUCAAAACUCCGAACCGAACAAACAAGAAACCCCCAUCAUUGUCGACCAUCCCGAAUGGGCGUCACUUUUCAAUAACGCUGAUGAACGUGAAAAGGAGAGUAUCGGUGCACUGGUUUCUCAAAUUAAGUUGAAGGAAAGAGAGCGCAUAUCUCGAGUCCAAAAUUUAAUUGAGCAUGAAAACAGUCACGACGAAGAUAAAUAUCUCCAAGAUUUGGGAUAUCGCUUAUCUAUAGCUACAAACGAAUUGCUUGAAUCUUGGCAGAAGACGAAAGAUGAAAGCAUCCUUAGUGGGUCUUUGAGCCAUUCAAAAUUGAAAAACCUUUUGGAGAAUUCAGAUUCCUUCGCGAGUAUACCUGAAUUUUCUUCAUUACUAGAUCAGUUUUUCCAGUACUAUCAGGAUCAGGAUGUGACAUUUAUUGGUUUUGAGAAAUUGCUACAUUUGUUUUUACAUGAAGACGUUCCGGGCUUGGAUAUCUUUUACAACAAAUUAUUGCAAUGUUGGGUUUUGGUAUCCCCGCAAGCGGAACUGCUGACAAAGGAGAUAGUCAAAGACAUUAUCUGGAGUUUAGCGAGACUUGAAAAACCAUCACUUUUUGAACCGAUUCAAAACGAAAUUUCACGAUCACUAAGUGGUCCUUACCAGGAUAUUAUCUCCUCUUGGGAUAUGGAUGAUAUCAAUGAAGAAGAUGAAUCUAAUGAAUUUAAUUUUGAUAGUCAAUUUUCAGCACCCUUUAAUGGCAGGCCUCCAUUUAAUUUAAAUUCGCAAUCUCAAAUUCCAACGAUCAAAUCAUCACAAAGUAGCGGACUGGCAAGGAGGAAAAGAAUAUUAAAGACACAAUCACAAAAAGCUACUCCGUUAUCACAAUCCACUCAAAACUUAAGUGUCCUGCCAGAUUCAAUGACACCAGCAUUUACUCUAAUGCAGCCCCCUUCCUCGCAGAUAUCAUUUGUGAACGAUUCACAACCGCGUAAUUCUCAAAAAGCCAAAAAGAAGAAGAAAAGGAUCCGGGGGUUUGGAUAA
Molecule: messenger RNA, 2685 nt
Organism: Saccharomyces cerevisiae S288C
Lineage: Eukaryota; Fungi; Ascomycota; Saccharomycetes; Saccharomycetales; Saccharomycetaceae
Gene: RRN6
Product: Rrn6p
Exons: 1
Coding region: 1-2685 (894 amino acids)
Biological process (GO): transcription initiation at RNA polymerase I promoter
Cellular component (GO): nucleolus; RNA polymerase I core factor complex; cytoplasm
Source: RefSeq, marked reviewed